Cyphellophora attinorum is the source of this 2151-nucleotide messenger RNA. Its product is annotated as Protein DSF2. Gene Ontology annotation, molecular function: protein binding. The coding region runs from base 1 to 2151 and encodes 716 amino acids. The transcript is spliced from 2 exons. The record is from RefSeq and is a predicted model, not a curated record. NCBI's taxonomy places the organism in Eukaryota, Fungi, Ascomycota, Eurotiomycetes, Chaetothyriales, Cyphellophoraceae.
AUGGACAAACCACGCCCCAACUUCAUUGAGUUGCCCAAACAUGACUUCCGCGCCACCUCGUCCGCCAGUCACCGCUCUGGUUGGACCUCACCACGAAUACAGCACUUCGAUGGCGACAUCCCGCCGGCGCUAUCUCCGCUCGAUGCCUUCGCUGCGCAGAGCCGACGACUGGCGCGCGAAUUGGAGGAGACGAGGAAGCAAGGGCAACGGCGCAUGAGCAGACUUCCUCCGCAGAUCGUCAGCCAGUCUCUAGAUGAGCAUGAGAAGAACAAGCCGCAGAUCUUCAGGCAACUGUCGGCGGAGGAUGCGGUCCCUCAGAUUCCACAGGCUUUCAGACAAGACUCUGGCACCAACCCACAGAUCUUAGAACCGAAAGAGCGCCCGCAGUCCUCAUAUCCGAUGCACAGCGGUGUGCCCUCUCGCGCCGGCAGUCAUGACAGCCAGCCCUUCAUGACUCCUCUCGAGGAAGCGCCUGAUGGUAACAGCAGUUUCUUCGACGGACCACGGGCCGAGUCGCCAGCAUCAAUGCACCGUCAGGGCAGUGAUCUGAGCCCUGUGAAACAUAAGCACUACGACCACCUACGCUCCGGCAUGUACCGCCAGUCUUCGUCUGCUUCAAAUCCAGACCUAAGCUUGGCACCACCAAGUGCCGCCUUCGCUCGACGACCUCAUCAUGAAAGUUCCGAUGACGAAUACACCAGUUCGAACGCCGGCUCAACCUUCUCUCAGAUGCCACGUAAAUUGUCUUCCAGCAGUGGCGUAUCAUUACCUCGCUCGUCCGCAUCGAUAUACAACCCGUCCCACGAUCGCUCACCCUCCUUGAAUUCAAACAAAUCAACACAGUCGAAAGCUCGAUCCGCCAUGAAUUUCUCCCGGCCCAUGAGCUCUGCUAGUUCUAGCAAUCUACGGGUCGGUUCACCCAUUUCCCAGGACGGCAACAGACGGAUAUCAGCCGCAUUCGACGACUUGCCCACGCCCUCGCAGUCCUUCGAUGACUCCCGAUCGGCCGUAUCGGAAGGCUUCAUUGUGGACUCUUCGUCGUAUACACACAGCAAGUGGACACUUCCGAGAGGUCGCAAGUCUGAUCGCACCUCUGCGCUCUUCCAGGGACUCUCAGGGCCCGACUUCCAAUGGCAGGAACCGAACGUGCCGGGCACACCGCCAUCAGAAGCUCGGCCGAGUUAUGAGCUCCCCAUGCCUUCGCCUGGCAUACUCAAGACUUCGACAGAAGAAUCUCGCACAGAAUUCGCCUUCAAUUUUGAGCCCGCGAGGAGACCGAGCUCAUCAUCUGGUCCAUCUGGUCUCGCCAUUUCAAGCGAUGCUUCCGUCUCCACCGUCCGGCCGAACACUUCUCACGCAACGAGAACCAAUUUUCAGCCACCACCAAUUCCCACAGAUGAGAUCUCUCAGUCUUCCCGAUCGAAUAGCACCGUCCGGCCAGGCACAUCACGGUCUGCUAGCAACUACCAGUCAAUGUCAUCGGAUGACCACCUCACGAAAGCCAUCGAUCUGCAUCAGGCGGGAAGUCUCAAAGAGUCAACCUAUCACCUGCGGAUCGCCGCCAAGCAGGAGCAUCCCACUGCCAUGCUUCUGUACGCACUAGCUUGCCGCCACGGCUGGGGCAUGCGCCCAAACCAAACAGAAGGCGCCACCUGGUUACGGAAAGCAGUCGACCAUGCCAUGUUGGAGGUUGCCGACGACGAAGAUCCCAAGUCGAAGGCCGACCUAGCCGAGUCAAAGGCGCAUAAAGCCCAAUUCGGCCUUGCGAUCUACGAGAUGGGCCAAUGUCAUCUCAAUGGUUGGGGAAUGGAGCAGGACAAAGCUUUGGCAUUGAGAUGCUUUGAAAUUGCUGGGAACUGGGGUGAUGCCGACGCAUUAUCAGAAGCUGGCUUCUGUUAUGCGCAGGGUAUCGGAUGCAAGAAGAAUAUGAAGCGUGCGGCCAAGUUCUACCGCAUGGCGGAGGCUAAGGGCGUGAGUAUGGUUGGAAAUAGCUGGAUUCACAAGGAUAAAUACAAUGACGACGACGAUGAUGACAGAAGUGCUCGAAAGGGCCGCGCUAGCAAGGAGAGCGAGCGAGAAGAGAAGAAGAUCAGAGCAAGGAGCAAAAGCCGCACGAGGUCCAUUUUCCAGCGAAAGAGGACGGUGACAUAG